GAUAUCGUUCAAUGCAAUAUGGCGAUGCGCAUCGGUGUUUGAUGCAGUGCAUUCAAUCGUAUUCGAUGCAGUGACAGCGAUUGUGACGUGAUAGCGAGACGGUUAUCAUCGGCAGUGUGCAUUUUGAGUGCGUGUUCAACGCGAACACUCGUCGCGGUUGAUCGGUGAAGAUUUGACGCAGGAGAGAAUUGUGUGGCACGUGUCUACGGGUCACAGACAAAAUGUCCAAGCCGGACGAGAAUGCGGACACCGGCGACACCGGGGACAACUCGAACGGCUCCUCGGCGGAGACCUCGUCGUCGAGGGGCGGCGAUUUCGAAACGAAGCUCGAGACGGAUCGCAGCAAGCGAUUCGACUACCUGCUUAAACAGACCGAGAUAUUUUCGCACUUCAUGACAAACAACCAGAAAGACAAGGGCAGUCCCCUGAAGAUCAAGGCUGGCAGGCCCAGGAAACAGCCGGCGGAGAAUCCCAAGUUGGAUCCGGGUGAUCACAGGCAUCGCAAGACCGAGCAGGAGGAGGACGAGGAGCUGCUGGCCGAGAGCAACGCCAACGUCGCGCCGACCACCCGCUUCGAAUCGUCGCCGCAUUAUAUCAAGUCUGGUGAGUUGCGCGAUUACCAGAUACGCGGUCUGAACUGGAUGAUAUCGCUGUACGAACAUGGGAUAAACGGCAUCCUCGCGGACGAGAUGGGUCUCGGUAAGACACUGCAAACCAUUUCCCUGCUCGGCUAUAUGAAACACUUUCGUAACAUUCCCGGUCCACACAUCGUGAUCGUACCGAAAUCGACGCUGGCCAACUGGAUGAACGAGUUCAAGAAGUGGUGCCCGACCCUCCGGGCCGUUUGCCUCAUCGGAGAUGCAGAGACCAGAAAUACCUUCAUCAGGGAUGUGAUGAUGCCUGGAGAAUGGGACGUGUGCGUCACGUCCUACGAGAUGGUCAUCAAAGAGAAGUCGGUGUUCAAGAAGUUCAAUUGGCGUUACAUGGUUAUAGACGAGGCUCACAGAAUAAAGAACGAAAAAUCCAAGCUGUCAGAGAUCCUCAGGGAAUUUAAGACGACUAAUCGGCUUCUAUUGACAGGCACACCGCUGCAAAAUAAUCUGCACGAGCUGUGGUCCCUGCUGAAUUUCCUUUUACCAGACGUGUUCAACAGUUCCGAUGAUUUCGAUUCCUGGUUCAACACAAACAGCUUCCUGGGCGACAACUCAUUGGUUGAAAGAUUGCACGCGGUUCUAAGGCCGUUCCUUCUGAGGCGCUUAAAGUCCGAGGUAGAGAAGGGACUCAAACCCAAGAAAGAAAUCAAAGUGUACAUCGGCCUGAGUAAAAUGCAGAGAGAGUGGUACACCAAGGUAUUGAUGAAGGACAUAGAUAUCGUGAACGGUGCUGGAAAAAUUGAGAAAAUGAGGCUGCAGAACAUCUUGAUGCAAUUGAGAAAGUGCUGCAAUCAUCCGUAUCUGUUCGACGGAGCUGAACCCGGACCACCGUACACCACUGACGAGCACCUGGUCUACAACUGUGGUAAAAUGGUGAUACUCGACAAGUUGUUGCCGAAAUUGCAGCAGCAGGAAUCUCGCGUCUUGAUAUUCAGCCAGAUGACGAGGAUGUUGGAUAUUCUAGAAGACUAUUGCCACUGGCGGUGCUUCCAGUAUUGUAGACUGGAUGGUAAUACCGCUCAUGAGGACCGACAACGACAGAUCAACGAGUACAACGCGCCCGACAGCGAGAAAUUCAUCUUUAUGUUGUCGACUCGUGCGGGCGGUCUGGGCAUCAAUCUCGCGACCGCCGACGUGGUCAUCAUUUACGAUUCUGAUUGGAAUCCGCAGAUGGAUCUACAGGCGAUGGACCGCGCGCAUCGUAUAGGUCAACAGAAGCAAGUGCGAGUCUUCAGAUUCAUCACGGAGAACACGGUGGAGGAGAAGAUUGUCGAACGUGCUGAGGUAAAGUUGCGCUUAGACAAGCUUGUUAUUCAACAGGGACGAUUGGUGGACGCCAAGCAGACCGCGUUGAACAAGGACGAGAUGCUGAACAUGAUCAGACACGGCGCGAACGAGGUGUUUGCGUCCAAGGACAGCGCCAUCACCGACGAGGACAUAGAUACGAUAUUGCAGAAGGGCGAAGCCAAAACGGAAGAGAUGAAACAGAAACUCGAGAGUCUCGGCGAGUCAUCGUUGCGCAACUUUACCGUGGACGCACCGACAGAUUCGGUGUAUCAAUUCGAGGGCGAGGAUUAUCGUGAGAAACAGAAGAUCUUAGGGAUAGGUAACUGGAUCGAGCCGCCGAAACGCGAGCGUAAAGCGAACUAUGCUGUCGACGCGUAUUUCAGAGAAGCGUUGAGAGUGUCGGAGCCGAAGGCGCCGAAAGCACCGCGACCACCAAAACAGCCUAUAGUUCAAGAUUUCCAGUUCUUCCCACCGCGACUUUUCGAGCUACUGGAUCAGGAGAUCUACUAUUUCAGGCAGACGGUCGGCUACAAAGUGCCGAAGAAUCCCGAAAUGGGAUCAGACGCCGCGCGAAUUCAAAAGGAGGAGCAGCGUAAGAUCGACGACGCUCAGCCGCUCACGGACGAGGAGAUCGCCGAAAAGGAGAAGUUGCUUCUACAGGGUUUCACCAACUGGACCAAACGUGACUUUAAUCAGUUCAUCAAGGCGAAUGAAAAGUACGGCCGCGACGACAUCGAGAACAUCGCGAAAGAGGUGGAGGGAAAAACGCCGGAGGAAGUCAUGGAAUAUUCGGCCGUUUUCUGGGAACGUUGCCAUGAGCUCCAGGAUAUAGAUCGCGUCAUGGCGCAGAUCGAACGCGGUGAGGCGAAAAUACAAAGGCGCGCCGGUAUCAAGAAGGCUCUGGACGCGAAAAUGGCCAGAUAUCGCGCGCCUUUCCAUCAGCUGAGGAUAUCCUACGGCACGAACAAGGGUAAGAAUUAUACCGAGGAGGAAGACAGAUUUCUCGUCUGUAUGCUGCACAAGCUCGGAUUCGACAAGGAGAAUGUGUACGAGGAGCUACGGGCUACCGUGAGAUCGGCGCCGCAAUUCCGCUUCGAUUGGUUCGUCAAGUCGCGCACCGCGCUGGAGCUGCAACGUCGUUGCAACACUUUGAUAACAUUGAUAGAACGGGAGAAUCAAGAGCUGGAGGAACGCGACAGACAAGAGAGGAAAAAGAAAGGCGGUAGCAUAGGGACGAAACCGGCCUCAAAGCGGAAACAAGAAAAUUUGCCAGCGCCACAGGACAAGCCACGAAAAAAGAAAAAAUAGAUUGUCGAGUGUGUUAAAAACGUGUUUCUGUCUGGACUCUUAGAACUGUCUUUAUGCCUCUAUACGCGAUGUACGACUGAAAUAUGGACCACGGAUAUCCACAAAGGCGCUUUUUCUACAUUUAUUACAGAUUCGCCAUUUUUCACAGCAGUCUUUUUAACGUGUUCCAUGAUUUCACGCCCACCGCACUUCAUAUUUCAUUGUAAUAAAAUACAUUUUUAAACAACGGCUUUUUAGACCUCUCGUCAGGUUUCACUGAACAUUGCGUUUUAGGAAAAGGAAAUUUAGAUAAUUUAUCAUAACUUUUGAGAUGUAAACAGAGAUGUAAAUGCGUGGGCAUAAGUUCCAAACUAGAGAUCUCAGCGUCACGGAAUUCUCGAUAAUACACAUAGUUACUGCGUGGUUAUCUCCUAAUGUAACAGCAAAGUUCGUAUUAUUGCGAGUAUUUUCCGUCUAUACUUACCAUAUCGACGGAUAGCUGAAUGUGAAAAAAGAGGAAGCAUGCUAUUUAUUUCUUUGAAUUUCAAAACUUAAGUUGUUUUAUUAAUGAAGUUCUCUCUCAUCUCAUUUUGACGAACUUCAGGACUCGAUAUUAUUCUUUACAUACAUCAAGCAAAUCAACUCGUGUUAACUCCUAUAAUUAUCAUUCAAAUCUACGCACUAGCUCAUAGUAUCAUUGAUAUACUUACAUUAUAUCUACGUAUUACGUGCUGCCGUGACAUUAUAAUGAUCGAAAAGAUUCAAAGUAUUAUUGACAUAUGACGUAAUAUUGGUAUGCGCUGAUCCAUUCUAGCAUUCUUUCAAAUACGUGGAUCAUUCCCAAAUGAAAUACGAGAUUGCAGUUUCAUCGUUCAUGUGUAACGUUGCAACUUAUUAUUAUGUAUGAAAAUCUAUUAUUUCUGUCUUAAAAAGCGACAUAUAUACACAUACAUACACACAAAUCAAUUUUACAUUUGAACUUACACAUGCGUACGUGCAUAAAAUAAAAUGGUGAAGGUUCUACAAUUCGUAUUCAAUUCGGAGAAACUUCAUAAUAAAUAAAUAUCAUAUUAUCACGAACAUAAGAAAUAUUUUAUUUCAGUUGCCAUGUAUUAUCGCUGCUUCUCACGAGAUAUUUAUUAUCCAUUUCAGUUCGAUCGCAUUCACAAUUGUGUGGAAAUUUGCGUUAAAUUUAUAUAAAAUAUUGGCCAAUUGUUAAAAAUACAUCAUAUCUAUUAUAGGCUCAGCAGUAAGCAUAAUGCUCUGAUACUUGAUUUAUAAGUGCGAGAAUGUAUUGUGCAAAAUGUGUAUGUGCAGAACUAAAGAAAACUAAAACCUUUAAUA
Messenger RNA from Ooceraea biroi (clonal raider ant), 4571 nucleotides. RefSeq names its product nucleosome-remodeling ATPase imitation SWI (gene Iswi). NCBI's taxonomy places the organism in Eukaryota, Metazoa, Arthropoda, Insecta, Hymenoptera, Formicidae. Gene Ontology annotation, cellular component: chromatin; nucleus. Gene Ontology annotation, molecular function: ATP hydrolysis activity; histone binding; ATP binding. The record is from RefSeq and is a predicted model, not a curated record. Gene Ontology annotation, biological process: nucleosome organization.